Pseudomyrmex gracilis is the source of this 1397-nucleotide messenger RNA. Its product is annotated as phospholipid phosphatase 6-like. The record is from RefSeq and is a predicted model, not a curated record. The coding region runs from base 455 to 1051 and encodes 198 amino acids. The transcript is spliced from 4 exons. Gene Ontology annotation, molecular function: sphingosine-1-phosphate phosphatase activity. NCBI's taxonomy places the organism in Eukaryota, Metazoa, Arthropoda, Insecta, Hymenoptera, Formicidae.
AUCAAUAUGGAUAAGAUCUCCCAGCUCUCACUUUUGACUUUGACUUUGUGCGCGUGACGCACGUACGUGCGCACAGGAAUCGUGUGAAAAGAUGUAAUAUAUAAUUUGAAUAGUUUAUAAUUCGUUAAAAAUUUUUUGCGAUCACAAAAAGUUCUAAAUGGCAAACCAGCGCGUAUAUAUGCGUACAUUACGAUCUUUCGCGAAUGAGUUUUGUGUGCGCACAUUUGUAUUCAGCUGUUCUCUGUGAUAUGUUGGAUAAUUCCUUUAUUUUAUACAUACUGUAGAGUGUAGAUAAUGUGAUUUACCAACCAAAUUAUCGGACGUUUUUUAUCUCUCGUGAAUGACUGAUUAAGUAAGAAAAAGAACAUGGAAACGACACAUGAAACAUUCGUUGUAAGAAAUAAAAUAAAAAGUUAUAUCUUAUAAUUUUCAGUCUGGAAAGAAAGAUCAACGUAUGAUGAUGUGGCAGAGAAUAUUAACAAUGGAUGUACAUGCAACAACUGAGGUUGUCACUUGGUUAGAAAAGUACUUACCUUUGGAACAAUUAAAAAUACAUUAUCAGUUGCUAGAGAUAUCAUGUCACGGCUUACCUUGGUUAAUAAUUACUCUCAUGUUACUUAUCUUUGAAGAUGAACAUUUUGAAUUGCAAAUGAAUCUUCUGAUAGGAUUGCUGCUGGAUAUUGCGGUGAUUGGUACACUCAAGGCGAUUGUAAAAAGGAAAAGACCAGCUCCUAUUGACGACCCACUUGCUGUGGGUCCUGAUGUUUAUUCUUUCCCAUCAGGACACGCUUCUCGUUCUGCGUAUCUUGUGUAUUUCUUCCUUCGUAUCUCGCCAAUAGCAUUAAUAUAUAUUCCACCUUUAUUAGCAUGGUCCUUUUACGUAUGUAUGUCCAGAUUGUUAUUGAAAAGACAUUAUAUAUUUGAUGUGUAUGUCGGAGUGCUUUUGGGUGUAAUGGAAGGUCUGUUCGUACAUUAUAUUUAUUUGGAUAGAAAAACAUGCACAUAUGCCAUUCACAAAGUAACGAAAUUGUUUGGAUUAGUUGGAAAAUAGACAUCUUUCACUAGAUGUUGUCUUUUAAAUAGCAUUUGUUUAUAUUUGACUGUGAACAGAUGAAAUAUGCAUUUAAGCGUGUAUGGUGAAAUGUUUGGUGAUAUUUUUAUUUUAUUGUUUAUGUGCAAGUGGAAAUUUUUUUAUAAUCGCGAAUGGAUAAUUUACUAACAUUGGGAAACCAAAAAUUUGUUAGAAUUCUCAAUUUUUUUGUAUCAUUGGUAAAUACGAGGUCCAUGUAAGUUAACAAAAACCCUGAAGGUGACAAAGAAUGUGUGAAAAAGUGUAAAACAGGGUUCGAUAAAUUUAUAUAAAAUAAUAAAAUUGUAUACAAAUAAAAAUUAUAUAU